Messenger RNA from Colletotrichum higginsianum IMI 349063, 1431 nucleotides. RefSeq lists its product as uncharacterized. The transcript has 2 exons. The record is from RefSeq and is a predicted model, not a curated record. Bases 1 to 1431 code for a protein of 476 amino acids. NCBI's taxonomy places the organism in Eukaryota, Fungi, Ascomycota, Sordariomycetes, Glomerellales, Glomerellaceae.
AUGGCAAUCUUCAAAGAUUUCCGCGAACGGCUCAAGUCCUUCAACGCAAAGGAAAGGAAAGCCAUUUUCUUCUACAUCUGCGGCAUCAUGCUGUACAAGUUCGGCCUGGAGGCCUUCAACGGCUCCAUCACCGCACUGGCCACGAACCGAUAUGACUUUGAGAGCGACACCAACGGCACCCCUUCGCGCACCUUUGAGCGUCUUGGUCUGCUCCAGGGGCUGAACCAGGCCACCCAGUGUGUUGGCUCCAUCCUCAUCGCCCCCCUCAUUAAGCACUACCCGACGAAGAAUGUGCUGUCGUCCGCUAUCCUGCUUUUCGGCCUUAUGACGGCAAUCCUACUGAUCCUCGAUGCCGCCACCGGCGGUACUUUCGUCCCCGCGGCCUACCGCAAGAAACACCCCAAGGACGAGUGGUCGUACUACGGCGACUACGACAACGAUGCAAUCAUCCCCAUCUACACCGUCACCGGUAUCGCCUACGGCAUGGUCGAGCUCAUUCGUCGCGUCAUACCCCGAGACAUUGUUGGAGGCAACGUCCAGAAACUUCGUCAGAUGGACAGUCUCGUGCACAUCUUCUACGAAAUUGCCGAGGCCCGCAAGAGUAACUAUUUCAUCGCCAUCGGCAAAGGCUUCCUCCUGUUCUUCGAGUCCAUCUGGGUCGGCGCCAGGAUUCUCUUCACGUCGACACGGUUUGUCUGGCUCGUUCCAGCAUACGGCGUCGCCCUCUACGGCCACCGAUACCUCGAGAAUGGAAUCGCACCGCAAGUCGCCCGUCGGUACCUCGGCAACUCGGCCUGGUCACAGAUCAUGGUUGGAGGCUCCAACUUUGGUGAACUCCUCGGCGCCCUCUUCGUUUUCCUUUUCACAAACGUCAUCAAGACGCCCAUCCCGUGGCUCCGUCUAGAUGCCCUCAUGUUGCUGAUCGUGUGGUACAUCCCGUACUGGUACCCGCCCUCGGGCCAGGUCAGCCAGGCUUGGAUCGUUGCUGCCACGUUCCUCCCAGUCUCCUUCGGUUGGGCCGCCGGCGAUGUGUCCCUUGCAGCCUUCAUCCAAGCUUCUCUGGCUCGGCUCGAGAGCAAGGAGCACCGCGUGUCUCCCUUGGGUGCCGUCAUGGCGUUCCUAUACUCGUUCUACAUUGUCACCUACGCGAUUGCCGGCACCUUCCUCGGAAGAUACCUCGACGGCGUUUACAACCGCACUGGCUCAGUACGGGAAGCGCUGGUGAACACGGCUGGUGUUCACUUCACCAUCAUCAUGGCCGUCGUUUUCGCCUCGACUUUCAUUCCCAAGGGCUCGCGAACCUUCAACCCUGAGAUGCUAGAUGACACGAAGCUUGACGAGGAUAUUGAGGAGGAAUCUCUCUCGCCGUCGGAGAAGGACAUGGUGGAAGACCCCAAGUUGAACGAGAAGAUGCCUGCCAUUGUUGUUUGA